Aethina tumida (small hive beetle) is the source of this 1152-nucleotide messenger RNA. Its product is annotated as epidermal growth factor-like protein. Lineage: Eukaryota; Metazoa; Arthropoda; Insecta; Coleoptera; Nitidulidae. The transcript has 7 exons. The record is from RefSeq and is a predicted model, not a curated record. Bases 35 to 1060 code for a protein of 341 amino acids.
CAGUCCACAGUCAAUUGAUUGGUCACUCGUCGAGAUGUUGUGCCACAGAUUGUCCGGUCUGAUCUUAAUUGCUGCCCUUUUUGCCGCCAUUCUCUGCGGUCAAUUUUCGAGUGGCGCAAUUGUGCCUAACCAGGGUUUUUCCCCUGUCACAUUUGGGAACAAGAGUGCCAAUUCAUCCAGGGUUGGUGUUUGCACCGUUGAAGUGCCAACCAUCGACCUGAUUGCUUUGCCCCAGAGGGACGGGCCAAUACCGAAAGGCAAUGGGACAAGAGAAGGAUUUAGCAAGAUCGAAAUUUGUUGUUCCGGUUAUGAAAGGAUGCCGCACAGUCACUAUGCCUGCGAACCGAUCUGCGAAAACGGUUGCGAGAACGGCAACUGCACAGCGCCCAAUGUCUGUGUCUGCAAAAAGGGAUACAUUAAAGACGGCAGAGGCACUUGUAUUCCCGUGUGUCCAUUAGGAUGUUUGAACGGGGUUUGUUCAACAAAUGGCAUUUGCUCAUGCAACGGUGGCUAUGAAGCCGACCCCAAAGGUCAAUACUGCACCCCGGUUUGUAAGGGUGGAUGCGGUCUCGAGGGAGAAUGUAUAGCUCCGGACACAUGUCUUUGCAAAAAAGGUUACUCCCUCAACCCCACGAGCCAUAAGUGCGAGUACCACUGCGAGGGUGGAUGCGGAGAGGGUAGUUGCAUCGCUCCGAACACUUGCUCCUGCAAACCGGGAUAUGUGACGGUUGGAGGAACGUGCAAGCCAGAUUGUCCCAAGGGUUGCAAGGAUGGGGAAUGUGUUGCUCCGAAUAAAUGCUCUUGCAAAUCAGGUUGGAACUUGGAUAAAUCCGGGUCGGUGUGCGAGGCCCAUUGCAACAAACCGUGUUUGAAUGCCGAUUGCACCGCCCCUGACGUCUGCACCUGCAAGAAGGGAUACACCAAAGCCGGAGGAAGUGAGAACAAGUGCGUUGCCCAUUGUCCAGAGGGAUGCCCGAACGGCCAGUGCGCCUCUCCCAAUUUCUGUAUCUGUAAUCCUGGAUACGUGAAGGAAGCAGGAAAAUGUGUUGUCAAAAUUUAAUUAGUUAAAAAAAUUAAGUAUUAGGAUAUAUUACUUUUUAAUAAAUAGAAUUAUUUGCAAGAAAUAAAGUACUUCACAUUAUUAUUGUAUUA